AUGGGUUCUAGCACUGCGACUCUGAGGAGGCUCGAAAAGUCUUUCCUUCCGUUUCUGUUUCUGUCACUGCUGCUGGCGUUCGGCAUGAUGGAGUGUGCACCAGCAGAGGCAGCACGGGUGUUGAAGGCGAAUUUAGUCAACCCGAAUGGACCAACUUCCGCACACAAUGCGCUGCAAUCCUCAGCAUCUAGCCAGUUCUUCCCUGUCCCAGCAGCUGAACAUCCGCCUCCUGUCCAAACAGCCGUGGGAUCUGAGCCGUCAGAUGGCUCCGCUGCUGUGACAUCUGAGCCGUCCAUCGACCCCCUGGUCGUUGUGUCUGCUGUGAAUGGUGGUGAUGAGGAGGCAGGCAAUGAGCCGGAUGGAGCUGUUUCUAGCGCUGCUGCUACCGCUCCUGUUCCAAACUCCUGGUUGAGGCCAGCACAGAUGCCCAACGAUCCUCAGCCUAACGAUCAUGGUCCCUUCCUCCUGGAGACCGAUCCCAUGCCAGCUGUGGGAUCAGAGGAGGAGGCUCCAGUGGGGAAUGAGGAUGUGCUAGUGCCGGAGAUCUACGUUGCUCUGCCAGAAGAAGCAGCGCCUGCGGAGGCUCCAGCAGGGUCGCAGGGUGUUGCACCCACGCCUGAUGGUGCUGACUCCAGUGGUUCUGGUCCUGUUCCAACCGCCUGGUUGAGGCAGGCAAAGGUUGAAGGUGACCAUCAGGUGGCGAAUGACGAUCUGGUGCCGAAUAACCAUGGUCCCUACCUUCUUGGGACUGAUGCUGCCAUUCCAGCUGUGGGUUCACAGGAGGAGGCUCCAGCAGGCAAUGAGGAUGUGCUUGUGCCAGAGAUUUACGUUGCUCUGCCAGAAGAAGCAGCACCUGGGGAGGCACCAGCAGCAGGAUCCCAGGGUGUUGCACCCAUGCCUGAUGGUGCUGAUUCUGGUGGUUCUGGUCCUGUUCCAAGUGCCUGGUUGAGGCAGGCAAAGGUUAAAGGUGACAAUCAGGUGGAGAAUGACGAUCAGGUGCCGAAUGACCAUGGUCCCUACCUUCUGGGGACUGAUGCUGCCAUUCCAGCUGUGGGUUCAGAGGAGGCUCCAGCAGGCAAUGAGAAUGAACCGGUGCCAGCCGUUCUUGUCCCUCAGCCGGAGGAAGCAGCACCUGGGGAGGCGCCAGCAGGCAAUGAGGAUGUGCUUGUGCCAGAGAUUUACGUUGCUCUGCCAGAGGAAGCAGCACCUGGGGAGGCUUCAGCAGCAGGAUCCCAGGGUGUUGCACCCAUGCCUGAUGGUGCUGAAUCCAGUGGUUCUGGUGGUCCUGUUCCAAGUGCCUGGUUGAGGCAGGCAAAGGUUAAAGGUGACCAUCAGGUGGCGAAUGACGAUCAGGUGCCGAAUGACCAUGGUCCCUACUUUCUGGGGACUGAUGCUGCCAUUCCACCUGGGGAGGCUCCAACAGGCAAUGAGGAUGUGCUUGUGCCAGAGAUUUAUGUUGCUCUGCCAGAAGAAGCAGCUCCUGCGGAGGCUGCAGUAGCAGGAUCCCAGGCACCCGGCGGACCACAUUCCGCCAAUCGGGCCACCGGGGGAGCAGCCGCUCCGCCGCCCGCGCAUGGGCCCCCCAUGAGCGCAGGCGGCGGAGAUCAUCCGCACGGCGCCGGCGGGGGGAUGUCCGUGGGCGGCGCAGCGGAAGCGGGGGCGCUUGCGCAGGCGGGAGCGGGUUCGACGGCGGGAGUCGCGGAGCUCUCUAAAGCCGCGGCGCGACGGGUGGUGGACCUGCGGUCCGACACGGUGACCAAACCCACCGGCGCGAUGCGGGAAGCGAUGAAGAACGCUGAGGUGGACGAUGACGUCAUCGGGAUAGAUCCGACGGUGGACAGGCUGCAGAGGCAGGUGGCGCAGAUGAUGGGGAAGGAGGCGGGGCUGUUCGUGCCGUCGGGCACCAUGGGGAACCUCAUCUGCGUGCUCGUGCACUGCGAGGUGCGGGGCAGUGAGGUUAUCUUGGGUGCAGACUCCCACAUCAGUGUAUACGAGCAAGGUGGUGUGGCCACACUGGGGGGCGUGCAUCCACGCACGGUGAUGAACAAGGCAGACGGCACCAUGGACCUCAAGAAGGUGGAGCUGGCAAUCAGAAAAGACGACGAGCAUUACCCGGUUACCAGACUCAUCUGCCUCGAAAACACCCACAACAGGUGCGGUGGACGGGCCAUAACAGUGGACUAUACAGAGCGGCUGGCGGAGCUGGCAUCGUGGUACGGACUCAAGUUUCAUAUUGACGGAGCGAGAAUAUUCAACGCCGCUCUUGCUCUCAGGGUACCAGUGGACCGCCUGGUUCGCCCCGCACACAGUGUUUCUGUGUGUCUGUCGAAAGGACUGGGCGCGCCAGCAGGCAGUGUGAUUGUGGGAUCUGUGGAGUUCAUAGCCAAGGCCCGUCGCUUACGGAAAGCACUGGGCGGAAGCAUGCGGCAGGUGGGCGUGCUGGCAGCAGCGGGGCUGGUGGCGCUUCAGGAGUCGGUGCCUCGGCUCAUCCGGGACCACCAGCGCACCACGCAGCUCGCAGUAAUGCCAUGUGCUGGCAGCAGCAGCGGGGCUGGGCUGGUGGUGGCCCUUCAGGAGUCGGUGCCUCGGCUCAUCCGAGACCACCAGCGCGUCAUGCAGCUCGCAGCAGCGGGGCUUGUGGCCCUUCAGGAGUCGGUGCCUCGGCUCAUCCGAGGCCACCAGCGCGCCAUGCAGCUCGCAGCAGCAGCAGCAGCAGCAGCAGCAGCAGCAGCAGCAGCAGCGGGUCAGGUGGCCCUUCAAGAGUCGGUGCCUCGGCUCAUCCGAGACCACCAACGCGCCAUGCAGCUCGCAGCAGCGGGGCUUGUGGCCCUUCAGGAGUCGGUGCCUCGGCUCAUCCGAGGCCACCAGCGCGCCAUGCAGCUCGCAGCAGCAGCAGCAGCAGCAGCAGCAGCAGCAGCAGCAGCAGCAGCAGCGGGUCAGGUGGCCCUUCAAGAGUCGGUUCCUCGGCUCAGCCGAGAGCACUAA
This is a messenger RNA of Closterium sp. Naga37s-1, 2985 nucleotides long. The record is from the annotation of a GenBank genome assembly. NCBI's taxonomy places the organism in Eukaryota, Viridiplantae, Streptophyta, Zygnematophyceae, Desmidiales, Closteriaceae.